GGCUUAGCUGGACCAGAAGGUAACCCAGGUCCUAAAGGUGUAAGAGGUUUCAUUGGACCUCCAGGAGUGGCAGGACAAUCAGGACCUGAAGGAGAAAGGGGCAUCCCAGGCUUCCGUGGAAAAAGAGGCCCUAAAGGGAGACAGGGUUUUCCAGGUGACUUUGGAAAUAGAGGCCCCCCUGGCCCAGAUGGGAAUCCUGGAAUUGUUGGCGGUGUUGGUCCUCCUGGAUUUCCAGGACUAAGAUUUGACCCCCAGAACUGCUGGGUGGGUGCUGCUGCACCUCCAUUUGACUGCAAGGAAUUAGAGGUCUUUUAUGGAGCAGAGAAGUCCUUUGAUCCCUACACUUGUGUGUUUGUAGCUGAGAAACCAACAGAAUUAAUUCAAGUAGCUUGUCCAGCCCAGCUGUAUGCAGUGUCAAGAGCUAAUUAUAUUUUUGUGUUCGGUCAUGAGAACAACGGCAAAGGAGGCAUUGGGCCAGCAGGACCAAACGGACCAUCAGGGAUCCCAGGGCCCAUGGGUGAACAUGGCCUUGCAGGAGAGCCAGGAGACCAGGGGUACCCAGGAGACAAGGGUGCUCUUGGUUUACCAGGACCCCCAGGGAUCAGAGGAAAGCCAGGACCCCCGGGGAAAAUUGGAGAUCCUGGAUCCUGUGGACCAUUGGGUCCUCCAGGACCUGAGGGUUUUCCAGGAGAUAUUGGUAUACCUGGAUUAAAUGGCCCUGAAGGUCCUAAGGGACUUCUGGGUGACCGAGGGCCUCCAGGGCCACAAGGCCCCAAAGGAGUUGAGGGAGAAGUAGGACCAGCUGGACCUACUGGAGGAGUUGGCCCAAGAGGAAAGCCAGGACAGAAAGGUUACGUAGGUGAUCCUGGACCAGAAGGCUUAAAGGGAUCAGCUGGCUUACCUGGAGAAACUGGGCCAUCUGGAAGCCUUGGUGAAAAGGGAGACCGAGGGAGUCCAGGACCAGUAGGUCCUCCUGGAGAGAAAGGUGUCGUGGGCUACCCAGGACCUCCAGGAGGCCCAGGACCUGUGGGGCCAGAAGGAUCACCUGGGCCAAGAGGUCUAGACGGUCCUCUAGGAGAACCAGGAACACAAGGCAUUAAGGGAGAAAGAGGAGAUCCGGGAAAGAAAGGAGUUCCUGGGCUCAUUGUAAGUAUUGGAGCCAAGGGUUUACUUGGGCCUCCUGGAACCACAGGAGACAGGGGACCAAUGGGAGAGCCAGGUCCAAGAGGACAACCGGGGGAUGCUGGCCCUGUUGGAGAAAUGGGUUUUGAGGGACCUCCUGGCCCUGAAGGAGAACCUGGCCUGCAGGGAGAACCAGGCGCAAAGGGAGACGUUGGACCUGCUGGGAAGGCUGGAGAACCAGGCGACCAGGGUUUAAGGGGUGAACCAGGACCUCCAGGAGAAGAUGGUGUUCAAGGAAAAGAUGGCACAAAGGGGGAAAAGGGGCAGCCUGGCCCUCCUGGAGAAAUUGGACCUGCUGGUGAGACUGGCCAACCUGGAGAAAUUGGUCCCAAAGGUGCAAGAGGAACUCGAGGUCCCUUGGGACAUCUAGGAGGAAUGGGACCUGAAGGAGAGCCAGGAAUUCCGGGUUAUGGGGGUCACCAGGGUCCUCCAGGGUCCCCAGGGCCCCCAGGACCCAAAGGAGAAAAGGGUUACCCAGGUGAAGACAAUACAGUUCUUGGACCACCUGGGCCCAUAGGUGAACCAGGUCCUAAUGGUGAACGUGGAGAUAGAGGAGAACCUGGUGAUGAGGGCUACAAGGGUCAUAUAGGUCUUCCAGGGCUUAGAGGACCUAUUGGACAACAGGGGCCUCCAGGAGAGCCAGGUGAAUUGGGAGAGCAAGGACCAAGAGGAGAAAGAGGUUCAGAAGGACCCACAGGGAAGAAAGGAGCAACGGGUCAGGCAGGCAAACCUGGAAUUCCUGGAAAAGCAGGGCCAGCAGGGCAGAAAGGAGCAGUUGGGUACCCUGGACCAGAAGGCAUACCUGGGAACCCUGGCAAGCCUGGGCUGGCAGGGAAGCCUGGCCCUAAGGGUAAUAAAGGAAACUCAGGCUUACCAGGUCUGGCAGGUUAUCCUGGAGCUCGAGGUCCCAAGGGUUUGCCAGGCAUGCCAGGGCCCAUGGGAGCACCUGGACUAAAGGGUGAGAAAGGGCUUCUGGGUCAUCCGGGAAAGCGAGGCAAAAGAGGCCUUCCAGGAUCACAAGGUGACCAAGGACCAGCAGGAGAUGCUGGACUGAAAGGACAGACUGGUCCUGCAGGGGACGUUGGCGUAGUUGGAAUUCUGGGCCCAAAAGGUCCAACGGGCCAAGUUGGAUAUAUUGGCCCUGUUGGUCAAGAAGGAAUAACAGGCCCAACUGGCAGGCCUGGACCAAGAGGUGAAAAGGGCACAAGGGGUGAAAUGGGGCCUCAGGGACCUCAGGGCCAGCCAGGACCACCUGGACCACCUGGACCACCAGGACCAAGAAAACAAGUGGACAUCAAUGCUGCUGUUCAAGCUUUGAUUGCAUCAAAUGCUGCACUGCAGAUGGAGAAAUACCAGAAUACUGAAGUAACUUUACUAGAUCACAGUACAGAGAUAUUCAAAACGCUGCAUUACCUUAGCAAUUUACUGCACAGCAUCAAGAACCCUCUUGGCACACGGGAUAAUCCAGCACGCAUCUGCAGGGAUUUGCUUAACUGUGAACGUAAAGUGUCAGAUGGAAAAUACUGGAUUGACCCAAAUAUUGGAUGUCCUUCUGAUGCCAUUGAAGUUUUCUGCAACUUCACUGCGGGUGGUCAGACAUGUUUAACGCCGCUGUCUGUUACAAAGCUGGAGUUUGGCGUUGGAAAAGUGCAGAUGAACUUCCUUCAUUUACUGAGCUCAGAAGCAACCCAUAGCAUCACAGUUCAUUGUCUGAACACACCGAUGUGGGGAUUAAAUAAAGCAGGUGGCCAGAAAACAUCUGUUAGCUUCAAAGGAUGGAAUGGUCAAAUAUUUAAAGCAAAUACGCUACUUGAACCGAAGGUUCUUACGGAUGAAUGCAUGAUUGAAGAUGGCAGCUGGCAUAAGACACAGUUCUUUUUUCACACUCAGGAUACUAAUCAGCUUCCAGUUGUUCAAGUUAACGCACUUCCUCAUCUCAAACCAGGACAGCAGCACUUCAUAGAAAGUGGUGCAGUGUGCUUCCUUUAAGGGUUCUGUCCUGGGGUUUUUUGCAUCAACAUGGAAUUGCUGCGUAGAUUGAAUGCAAAAGUAAUGAUCCAUUUCAGGCAAAAUUACUAGGAAACUGAAAAAUUAUUUUGAACAGUCUUGGUUAAAG
Balearica regulorum gibbericeps (East African grey crowned-crane) is the source of this 3298-nucleotide messenger RNA. The record is from RefSeq and is a predicted model, not a curated record. NCBI's taxonomy places the organism in Eukaryota, Metazoa, Chordata, Aves, Gruiformes, Gruidae.